AUGGAUGGCGAAGAAGAGGCGACCUGGGCGGACUAUUCGUUCGUGGCGCCAUUUCUGGAAGUCCGCCGCAGCGGAAACGGGCGGGGCAUGUUCGUACGCGACCGUCCAGUGACGCGAGGCGAGGUGCUCGUCGUGUGGACCGGCCUCGCGGGGGUGCCCGACGAUGAGCACAGCUACGUGCUGCAGCUCCACGACGACAUCUACAUGAUACCGUUUGAGUACGGCCGGAGAGAACCCGCAGACUUUGUAAACCACUCAUGCAAUCCGAACGCUGGCCUUGCCGGUGAAGCGAUCCUCGUCGCCAUGAAGGACAUCGGUGUGGACGAGGGGUACGCAACCCUGGUGCCCGGCGCCUGGUACUCACCUGCGGCAGUGCAGGAGAUCACGUUCGACUACUCCAUGGCUGACAGCAGCGAAGUCGAUGAGUUCACCUGCAACUGCCACGCUCCGCAAUGCCGAGGUGUUGUGCGCGGCACCGACUGGAAGCAGCCUGCCCUGUGGGAGAAGUACGGCUCGCAUUGGUCUCCCUAUCUCUUGCAGAAGAUCGCGGUUCUACAGCAGGCACAGCAAGCCACCACCAGCAGCACCGGGGGCAAGGACUAG
Molecule: messenger RNA, 603 nt
Organism: Acanthamoeba castellanii str. Neff
Lineage: Eukaryota; Discosea; Longamoebia; Acanthamoebidae
Product: nuclear protein SET, putative
Exons: 5
Coding region: 1-603 (200 amino acids)
Molecular function (GO): protein binding
Source: RefSeq, a predicted model, not a curated record